UAUGAGAUCAAGGGAAAUGAUGAGUAAGAUACAUAUGACAGCUUCUAUUGAAGUGAACAGUCUGUAUCAGUAUUUGAUCCUUGGAGAAUCAACCAUAGAAGAUGCUGAUAUGUGUAGAUUGUAGCUUCUUGAUUUGAAUACAAAUAUAAGUAUCUUCAUGUUGUUGUGAGGCUUCACAAGCUUCAUUAGUUUCUUUUCUUUUUCAUUAUCAAAUUCACUAUUUUGUUGGAUAAAGCUAUUGUGUUUAAAUUUCUAAAACUCUAUUGACAAACGUAAUUUUCUUUCCUCUAUGCAGCAUGUCACUAAAGAACAUUUUGAUAUUCUUCAUUGCUCGUUGCUUGUUGCAAAAUAAAUACGCCUGUUUCUUUCUGUAUAAGAAGCAUGUUUAUAAAAGAAUUAUGAUUGAACAGAACGACAAUUUGAUUUUUAAAAAUAAGCAAAGGUAUGCUUAAAAAACAUUCUAGCCAUAUAGAACAACAUAAC
Molecule: messenger RNA, 483 nt
Organism: Gilbertella persicaria
Lineage: Eukaryota; Fungi; Mucoromycota; Mucoromycetes; Mucorales; Choanephoraceae
Exons: 1
Coding region: 297-452 (51 amino acids)
Source: RefSeq, a predicted model, not a curated record